This is a messenger RNA of Andrographis paniculata, 1784 nucleotides long. RefSeq names its product laccase-7. The transcript is spliced from 6 exons. Gene Ontology annotation, cellular component: apoplast. Gene Ontology annotation, molecular function: copper ion binding; hydroquinone:oxygen oxidoreductase activity. NCBI's taxonomy places the organism in Eukaryota, Viridiplantae, Streptophyta, Magnoliopsida, Lamiales, Acanthaceae. Gene Ontology annotation, biological process: lignin catabolic process. The record is from RefSeq and is a predicted model, not a curated record. Bases 63 to 1664 code for a protein of 533 amino acids.
CUUCUUCCUCUUCUGCAGCUGUUGUUGAGCACACCUUCAAUGUGCAAAAUCUGACAGUAAAUAUGCUGUGUAAAAGGCAAGUUAUAUCUGCUGUAAAUGGAAUGCUGCCAGGGCCAACAAUUCAUGUGAACGAGGGUGACACUCUCAUUGUCCAUGUCUUCAAUAAGUCUCCACACAACCUAACCAUCCACUGGCAUGGAAUUUUGCAAUUACUGACCGCGUGGUCGGAUGGACCCGAAUACGUAACCCAAUGCCCGAUCCGACCCGGAGAGAGCUACACAUACAAGUUCACUAUUACCCGGCAGGAGGGUACCCUCUGGUGGCACGCACACGCCUCGUGGAUACGGGCAACCGUCUACGGAGCCCUAAUUAUCCGACCCAGAUCCGGCCGUCCAUAUCCAUUUCCAAAGCCCGCCGGAGAAGCCCUAAUUACUCUCGGGGAAUGGUGGAAUGCAGAUGUUGUUGAAGUACAGAGAGAGCCACUGCCGACAGGCGGUGUUCCAAACGUGUCCGACGCUUACACCAUUAAUGGCCGACCAGGAGACCUCUAUCCUUGCUCUUGGGAACCAGAGACAUUCAGACUGAGAGUCCGGCCGGGGAAGACGUACCUGCUCCGAAUAAUCAACGCUGCACUCAAUAACCAUCUGUUUUACAAAAUAGCCAAUCACAGGAUGACAGUUGUCGCCGUCGACGCCUCCUACACCGACCCCUACGUCACCAACGUCGUCGUCAUAGCUCCAGGGCAGACCACCGACGUCCUGCUCACCGCCGACCAGAGUCUCGGCCAGUAUUACAUGGCAGCACAUCCUUACGUCAGCGCCGCCGCCGCCGGAAUUAUAUUCGACAACACGACGACCACCGGAAUCAUCGAGUACGAAGGCAGCGAGCCGUCGACCCUCAUCAUGCCGAUCCUCCCUGCCUUCAACGACACCCCGACAGCUCACCGGUUCUACACCAAUCUGACAGGCCUGGUAAGAAGCCCGUUCUGGACGCCCGUUCCCGUCGACGUGGACGAGCACUUGUUCGUCGCCAUGGGGCUGGGGCUGUCGCCGUGCGACCUCCCCGGGAACUUGUCGUGCCGGAGCCUGUUCGGGCAGAAGAUUGCAGCCAGUAUGAACAACGAGUCGUUUCAAUUACCGACAAAACUGUCGAUGCUUGAGGCGUUCUUUAAAAACGUGAGUGGGAUAUACACCACCGAUUUUCCGGCCACUCCGCCACUGGUUUUCGACUACACCAACACCAACCUCAGCUUCGAUCCAGCCCUGCUGAUGACCACAAAAUCGACUAAAGCCAAGAAGCUGAGGUUCAAUUCAACUGUCGAGCUUGUGAUACAGAACACAGCUCUCAUCGCAGCUGAGAAUCACCCCAUCCACUUGCAUGGGUUCAAUUUCCACGUCUUGGCACAGGGAUUUGGGAACUUUAAUCGCCAGGUCGACUCGAAGAAAUUCAACUUUGAAAACCCGCAAGAACGUAACACAAUUGCUGUUCCGAUUGGGGGGUGGUCUGUUAUCAGAUUUAGAGCAAACAAUCCUGGAGUUUGGUUGAUGCAUUGCCAUUUAGAUGUACACGUAGAUUGGGGCAUGUCGAUGGCCUUCGAGGUGGAAAAUGGACCCACGCCGUCAACAAGGCUGCCUCCGCCGCCGCCAGAUCUUCCAACAUGUUGAUCAGAUAUAAUCUCACCUGUUCAUUUUAUUGCCUAUGUCGAAUGCUCAUACUUUGCUUCACUCAUAUAACAAAAUCAUUCUUCAAAAAUACAAUACAUCUUAUUGCCAUGUUUGAAUGGG